Molecule: messenger RNA, 258 nt
Organism: Zea mays
Lineage: Eukaryota; Viridiplantae; Streptophyta; Magnoliopsida; Poales; Poaceae
Source: the annotation of a RefSeq genome assembly
AUGAAGAAGAUCUUGUUCAGCAUGUUCUAUUCGAUACUGGUAGGAGAAGAACCCGACUCGGUAUUCUUAAAAAAAGAGGGGAAGCAGAACCAAGUCAAGAUGAUAUGGAUCGCCCCUUCUUCUUGCGCCAAAGAUCUUACCAUUUCCGAAGGAACUGGGGCUACAUUUCCUUUCCAUUUCCAUUCCAGAGUUUCUAUCUGUUUCCACGCCCUUUUUUUGAGACCUCGAAACAUGAAAUGGACAAAUUCCUUCUCUUAG